Rhipicephalus microplus (southern cattle tick) is the source of this 1689-nucleotide messenger RNA. RefSeq names its product GTPase-activating protein skywalker-like. NCBI's taxonomy places the organism in Eukaryota, Metazoa, Arthropoda, Arachnida, Ixodida, Ixodidae. The record is from RefSeq and is a predicted model, not a curated record.
AUGACGCUUCCCAGCUGCUUCCAAGCGGAGUUUGUCGACUCGACCAAGCUGAUGAAGCCCAUCCCCUCAUCUCCGACGCCCGUCACAAAGGCGUACGAUGACGUCUUCCGGUUCAUCCAGCAGGGCAAGAUCAAGGAGGCGAAGGCCAUAGUGCGGACGCAGCACUGGCCCAUCGACCACUUGCACAGGGGUUAUCUGUGGCUCAGACUGUGCCAGGGACACGUCAAGAUGGCGAUUCCCGAAGGCUUCUACGAGAGAACGGUCAAGGAGUCGCUGGACGGCCUGUGUCCCAUCAGUAUGCCGGCCUUCACGGACCCCAUCUUCGGCGAAGACUACUUGCUCUCGGACGAAGGGCAGCGACGCGCAGAGCGGGUGCUGUACGUGGCGUCGGUCAACUACCCUUUCAUCACCUACUGCCCCAUCCUGCACCCGCUCGUCUGCCUGCUCCUACACUACCUCACCGAGGAACAGACAUACGAGUGCGCAUGCGCUCUCGUUGAAGGCACCGUCGUGCGUCACUUGAGCCAAACGCGGCUCAUGUACGACACGUCGGCCCAUACGCUCAUGAAGCUGACCAAGAGCCUAGCGAAGAAGACGUACAACAAGCUACUGCGCAAGAUACAGCAGGAGGAGGACCUGGAGAAGAUAUUUCUGACGUGGCAGCUGUGGAUCUUCCGCGGAUUGCCCUUCUACCACCUGGUGCGCACCAUGGACUGUUUUCUAAUCGAGGGAGUGAGGGCACUCUACCGCGCUGCCAUGGCCAUCCUCAUCCUGUUCGUCCAGGACCACUCGAAAGAAUAUCCCAACGAGUCGAUGUUCACCAGACUUUUCAGAAGGAGGAGCAGAAGCAAAGGCGGGAUGGACGUGGCCGGCGCCUUCUUGGACCGGGUCAUAGUGUACCUCAGGGACAUGCCGUACAAUGUGGACUACUUCCUCAGGACGGCCUACGGCAUACAGGGUGUCAGCGCGAAGGUGCUCAACGAUCAGCUGCUCAAGUCCGAGGCGUACGUGAGGUCGCACGCGGGCAAGCGACUGGUCGGCUCGCCGUGUCCCGACACCGGCAUCAUGAACGACCGACUCGAGGUCAGCUCGUCCGUACUGCGCGUCAAGAGGAGCCGCUUCGGCUCGCCCUGCCUCCUGGUGGCCGGCGCGCCGCAGCUCGCCGACUUCCGCUCGGAGAUUCUCAGCCGCGAACAGAUGUUCGUCCUGUGGAACUGGCUGCCGCCACGCAUCACGACGCUGCAGCCCGAGCUGAUCUACUCGACCAACGAGCACGGCAGCAGCCUGACCAACUUCUACGGGCACACGGACACCUGGGAGCCCACGGUGCUGGUGGUGCUGACGACGCGGGGCGAGUGCUUCGGCGCCUACUGCUCCACCCGCUGGAUGGAGCGCAAGCAGGCCUACUUCGGCACCGGCGAGACCUUCCUCUUCACCUUCACGCCGGAGGCAAGGCGUUUCGCCUGGAUCGGCGUCGGGGCGGUGCGCGACGUGCCGCACUCCGCCAAGCUGUUCAUGUCCGCCAACCAGAACAUGGUCCUCAUCGGCGGCGGGAACGGCAUGGGUCUGUACAUCGACCAGUCGCUGGAGAACGGUCGCACUGAGCACUGCGACACGUUCGACAACCCGCCGCUAGCUGCCAGCAACGACUUCGCCGUCAACAUCCUGGAGGUCAUCGGCUUCGUCUGA